GGUAAAAACAAACCCCGCGAGACCGGAAGUUGCGUGUCGCACCCCCGCCCCGGCCUCCCAGACCCGGUUGAGGCCGCGGCGGACUGCCCUUCCCCAAGAUGGCGUCGAAGGUGGGUUCGCGACGGUGGCUACUGCAGCUGCUCAUGCAGUUGGGCUCGGUGUUGCUCACACGCUGCCCCUUCUGGGGCUGCUUCAGCCAGCUCAUGCUGUACGCCGAGAGGGCCGAGGCGCGCCGGAAGCCCGACAUACCAGUGCCCUACCUGUACUUCGACAUGGGGGCGGCCGUGCUGUGCGCCAGCUUCAUGUCCUUCGGGGUGAAGCGGCGCUGGUUCGCGCUGGGGGCCGCCCUGCAGCUGGCCGUCAGCACCUACGCCGCCUACGUCGGGGGCUACGUCCACUACGGGGACUGGCUGAAGGUCCGUAUGUACUCACGCACAGUUGCCAUCAUUGGCGGAUUCCUUGUGCUGGCUAGCGGUGCUGGGGAGCUCUACCGUCGGAAACCCCGCAGCCGUUCCCUCCAGUCCACGGGCCAGGUCUUCCUGGGCAUCUACCUCAUCUGUGUGGCCUACUCACUGCAGCACAGCAAGGAGGACCGGCUGGCAUAUCUGAACCAUCUACCAGGAGGGGAGCUCAUGGUCCAGCUGUUCUUCCUGCUGUAUGGCAUCCUGGCCCUCGCCUUCCUGUCUGGCUACUACGUGACCCUGGCUGCCCAGAUCCUGGCUGUACUGCUGCCCCCGGUCAUGCUGCUCAUUGACGGCAAUGUUGCCUACUGGCACCACACACGGCGUGUGGAGUUCUGGAACCAGAUGAAGCUCCUUGGAGAGAGUGUGGGCAUCUUUGGGGCCGCUGUCAUCCUAGCCACUGAUGGCUGAGUUGCACUGGGAGAAGCUGAAAUGGGUGCAGGGAGCCGCUGAGGGUCACCCUACCUUUCUUGCUGGCCCGGUUAUGUUUAUUUAUGCUUUUUGGUCUGUUUGUUUGAUUCUUUGCUCUGUGUGUAUGUGGGUGUGUUGGUAAGAGACAGGUCUGUUCCCCAGUUCCUGGGCUCAGCCCUUGAUGGGGGAGCCCUCAUGAUGAUGCCUUACAGGGUUUUUCUCCAUUUGUUAGGAGGAGAGGUGAGGCCAGAGAAGAGAGUAAGGCAGCACUAGGGUAGGGGUACUGGGUGUGGGAGACAGGAAGGAAGACCUAAGAACUGGAAGAGAGCAAAAGUGAAAAAUUCCUUUUGAACUGGCAGAGGCAGCUAGGCUAUGCGAACCGCUGACAAGUGGAUCAGGCCCUGGAGGAGCAGAGGGGCUGGUCGAGCCACAGAAGUCACAUGGGUUCUCAGGAUGUGCCAGGGGCAGAAAUAACACUAGUUUGAGAGCAGAGCAGGCCACAGUCUCCUCGGGUGUGAAGGGGUGGGGUAGGCAGCGGCCAACUCCGCUUCCUGCCUUCUGUUUCCAGCUCCAUGGAUGGCCUGGUGGGGUGAGUGCCCUCCCAAACACCAGACCACACAGUCCUCCAAAAAUAAACAUUUUAUACAGACA
Molecule: messenger RNA, 1523 nt
Organism: Myotis lucifugus (little brown bat)
Lineage: Eukaryota; Metazoa; Chordata; Mammalia; Chiroptera; Vespertilionidae
Gene: TMEM101
Product: transmembrane protein 101
Exons: 4
Coding region: 99-872 (257 amino acids)
Biological process (GO): positive regulation of canonical NF-kappaB signal transduction
Source: RefSeq, a predicted model, not a curated record